Messenger RNA from Closterium sp. NIES-65, 2640 nucleotides. Lineage: Eukaryota; Viridiplantae; Streptophyta; Zygnematophyceae; Desmidiales; Closteriaceae. The record is from the annotation of a GenBank genome assembly.
AUGCACCGUUCCCCUCUGUGCCAUCAUGCACCGUUCCCCUCUGUGCCAUCAUGCACCGUUCCCCUCUGUGCCAUCAUGCACCGUUCCCCUCUGUGCCAUCAUGCACCGUUCCCCUCUGUGCCAUCAUGCACCGUUCCCCUCUGUGCCAUCAUGCACCGUUCCCCUCUGUGCCAUCAUGCACCGUUCCCCUCUGUGCCAUCAUGCACCGUUCCCCUCUGUGCCAUCAUGCACCGUUCCCCUCUGUGCCAUCAUGCACCGUUCCCCUCUGUGCCAUCAUGCACCGUUCCCCUCUGUGCCAUCAUGCACCGUUCCCCUCUGUGCCAUCAUGCACCGUUCCCCUCUGUGCCAUCAUGCACCGUUCCCCUCUGUGCCAUCAUGCACCGUUCCCCUCUGUGCCAUCAUGCACCGUUCCCCUCUGUGCCAUCAUGCACCGUUCCCCUCUGUGCCAUCAUGCACCGUUCCCCUCUGUGCCAUCAUGCACCGUUCCCCUCUGUGCCAUCAUGCACCGUUCCCCUCUGUGCCAUCAUGCACCGUUCCCCUCUGUGCCAUCAUGCACCGUUCCCCUCUGUGCCAUCAUGCACCGUUCCCCUCUGUGCCAUCAUGCACCGUUCCCCUCUGUGCCAUCAUGCACCGUUCCCCUCUGUGCCAUCAUGCACCGUUCCCCUCUGUGCCAUCAUGCACCGUUCCCCUCUGUGCCAUCAUGCACCGUUCCCCUCUGUGCCAUCAUGCACCGUUCCCCUCUGUGCCAUCAUGCACCGUUCCCCUCUGUGCCAUCAUGCACCGUUCCCCUCUGUGCCAUCAUGCACCGUUCCCCUCUGUGCCAUCAUGCACCGUUCCCCUCUGUGCCAUCAUGCACCGUUCCCCUCUGUGCCAUCAUGCACCGUUCCCCUCUGUGCCAUCAUGCACCGUUCCCCUCUGUGCCAUCAUGCACCGUUCCCCUCUGUGCCAUCAUGCACCGUUCCCCUCUGUGCCAUCAUGCACCGUUCCCCUCUGUGCCAUCAUGCACCGUUCCCCUCUGUGCCAUCAUGCACCGUUCCCCUCUGUGCCAUCAUGCACCGUUCCCCUCUGUGCCAUCAUGCACCGUUCCCCUCUGUGCCAUCAUGCACCGUUCCCCUCUGUGCCAUCAUGCACCGUUCCCCUCUGUGCCAUCAUGCACCGUUCCCCUCUGUGCCAUCAUGCACCGUUCCCCUCUGUGCCAUCAUGCACCGUUCCCCUCUGUGCCAUCAUGCACCGUUCCCCUCUGUGCCAUCAUGCACCGUUCCCCUCUGUGCCAUCAUGCACCGUUCCCCUCUGUGCCAUCAUGCACCGUUCCCCUCUGUGCCAUCAUGCACCGUUCCCCUCUGUGCCAUCAUGCACCGUUCCCCUCUGUGCCAUCAUGCACCGUUCCCCUCUGUGCCAUCAUGCACCGUUCCCCUCUGUGCCAUCAUGCACCGUUCCCCUCUGUGCCAUCAUGCACCGUUCCCCUCUGUGCCAUCAUGCACCGUUCCCCUCUGUGCCAUCAUGCACCGUUCCCCUCUGUGCCAUCAUGCACCGUUCCCCUCUGUGCCAUCAUGCACCGUUCCCCUCUGUGCCAUCAUGCACCGUUCCCCUCUGUGCCAUCAUGCACCGUUCCCCUCUGUGCCAUCAUGCACCGUUCCCCUCUGUGCCAUCAUGCACCGUUCCCCUCUGUGCCAUCAUGCACCGUUCCCCUCUGUGCCAUCAUGCACCGUUCCCCUCUGUGCCAUCAUGCACCGUUCCCCUCUGUGCCAUCAUGCACCGUUCCCCUCUGUGCCAUCAUGCACCGUUCCCCUCUGUGCCAUCAUGCACCGUUCCCCUCUGUGCCAUCAUGCACCGUUCCCCUCUGUGCCAUCAUGCACCGUUCUGCUCAGGAUGAGUUUUGAGAAUUCUCAAAACACGAUCCAAUCCAAUGCACCCCAUUCUUCCCCUCUGUGCCAUGCCAUGCAUCGUUCUGCUCAGGUGGGCGACGGUCUGGCUCUGCUGAGCGCCAUGGCUUUUGGGUUCCAAAUCAUUCGGUCGAAUCAGUUUGCCAAGCAAGUGCCACCCACUGCGACCCUCGACCUCAUCUCCAUGCAGAUAUUCACUGUGGCAUGCUGUGCUGCCAUAGGCCUGGCCAUCACCAGCGCCACAGGGCUUCAACCAGACAGCUUAGCACUAGCAGAAACAACUGCAGCAGCAGCAGCAGGGGCGGCCACAGCACCAAUUGGUGUCUUCCCAUCGCCUGAGGAGCUAACGAGAUUAGUGUCACAAGCGAGCACGUGGCCCUGGUUGCAAAUGGCGUACACUGGCAUUGUUUCUACGGCACUUUGCCUCUGGCUUGAGAGCUCGUCUGCGGAAGCUUCCGCAAAGGCGGAGCCGAAUGUGAAGGACCUUGCCCUGAAGGCGCGGCUGGCGUUGUCGGCGGAAGAGGAGGAGGAGUUUGGCAAGUCUAUAUCCCGCAUAGUAGACUGGUUUGGGCAGCUACAGCAGGUGGACCUUUCAGACGUGCCUGCAGCCAUCCGCGUUGGAGGGGAGGAGCUGCGGCCGGAUAACAUGAGGGAGGAUGUCGUCGUCGAUUUUGAAAACAGGGAGGAAAUGCUGAGCCAAGUACCCAAGAUGGACGGGCCAUUCCUGAAAGUGCCCAACGUUCUGCCCAGCAACUGA